GACAGCUAUGAAUGUAACGAGGCCUUGGUAGAGGGUGCUAAGCUUACUGCCACAUCCAGUUUAAGAGAACGAGGACCAGAGAAUGCUAAGCUGUAUGGUAAACAAACAAAUUAAAAGAAAUAAAAUCGUGAUGGAAAUAUUAACACAAAGAAACCAGUACACCAAUUCAAAACAGUCAAUUUAUCUGGGCACCAUGGACCAAGCAAAUGCAAGAUGGGCAUUUAAUGCUAGUAAGUGGACACCAACCUUUGAACAAAUAAUGGCUGCUUCAAGCUACAUACAACCUGAAGAGAAGCAGAGAAUCUCCAAAUAUGUCUUCCAAGAUGAUGCCAAGUCAUCUUUGAUUGGACGUCUCAUGUUGAGAAAGUUUGUUCAUACAACUACAUUAUUAGAAUACCAGAAUAUUAGCUUUGGCAGGGAUGGUCGUGGCAAGCCCUACCUCAUAGGUACAGGAGAUAUAACAGUUAACUUUAAUGUAUCACAUCAAGGAGACUAUGUGGUAUUAGGUGGUAGUGAAGGAAAAAAUAUUGGUAUUGACCUCAUGAAGAUAGAACCACCGGCUAACAAAAACAUACCAGAAUUCUUCCGUAUCAUGAGAAGGCAGUUUUCUGAUCAUGAAUGGAAAACAAUAUACUCUUACUUUAAAGAGUCAGAGCAGAUUGCAUGUUUCUACCGAAUGUGGUGUCUAAAGGAGAGCUAUGUCAAAAAUAUUGGCUUGGGAAUUACUGUGGCAUUAAAUGAAAUAAGUUUUAAUGUUAAAUCUGAAUUGAAAGUUGGAGAAAUCACUAUGGAUACAAAAUUAUAUGUCAGGAAUUGUUUAAAAGAAAAUUGGUUUUUUGAAGAGACAUUCAUUGAUGACAAACAUGCUGUUGCAGUUUCUUAUGAAGAUGACAAUGGACAGAGGAACCCUUUAACAUACAAGUUCUUGAGCUAUGAUGAUUUAGUGAAGGAAGCUAAACCUUUAGUAGCACCUGAUGCAGAGUUUGCUAAUAAUUUUGUCCAGAAAAAAGUGAAACCCCAAUAAUAAAUUAAACAUAAUUCUUUAGAGUUUAUAGAGUACUAAAUGCUGAACAUACAAGACACCAAGCUGAAUUCGCCAAAUUCUAGUCACACAGGUCAGGGUAGACUGGUCCACAACUUAUAACUGCUUCUAACAUUGCUAAGACUUAGCGAAAGAGUGUUGUGAAGUCAAACUCUCCCAAGGAUGCUCUGGUGUUGCAGAAAAGCGUGCGUAGAUAUUGUAUUUAACUGUGUGGUAUUUAAAGCAGUUAAGAGUUACACUGUGUGGAUAUAUUAGGUUGAUAUAGAUUAUAGCAAAUAAUUUUUUUCAUUGUAAAUGAUGUCCACCAAGUACGACUUUUGCAUUAUAAUAUCAGAAAGUUUAUAGUUUUAAGUAGCACUUUUUCAGUCUUACUCUACAUUCACAUUAGAGUAUUUGGUUGUGUUGCAGUAUAAGAAUGCACAUGAGAGCCUGCAAUUGUAUAUAAAGGUAUGUACAUAGUACAUACCAUCAUCGCUGCAUUACAACAAGAGUUUAAUACAAAAUGUUUAACUGCAAUUAGCAUUUUGAUGCAUUAUGAGUAUUUAGUACUCAGUUAAGCAAAAAAUUGGUUAAGAAAUAUUUUACUUUAGAAAUUGUAUUACUUUCAAUUAAUAAUUUUGCUUAUAAGAAUCUUAUUAGGGAAAUGGGUUAUUAUUAUAUGCUUAUUAGAUUUUCUAUUGAU
Molecule: messenger RNA, 1724 nt
Organism: Pararge aegeria (speckled wood butterfly)
Lineage: Eukaryota; Metazoa; Arthropoda; Insecta; Lepidoptera; Nymphalidae
Product: L-aminoadipate-semialdehyde dehydrogenase-phosphopantetheinyl transferase
Exons: 2
Coding region: 83-1024 (313 amino acids)
Cellular component (GO): cytosol
Molecular function (GO): magnesium ion binding; holo-[acyl-carrier-protein] synthase activity
Source: RefSeq, a predicted model, not a curated record